Messenger RNA from Eruca vesicaria subsp. sativa (arugula), 1579 nucleotides. The record is from the annotation of a GenBank genome assembly. Lineage: Eukaryota; Viridiplantae; Streptophyta; Magnoliopsida; Brassicales; Brassicaceae.
AUGAUUGAAUCAAAACUGCUCUUCAAACUUGCUGCACCUGCGGUUAUCGUGUACAUGAUAAACUACCUUAUGUCCAUGUCCACUCAAAUCUUCUCCGGCCACCUAGGAAACCUAGAACUCGCUGCAGCUUCUCUUGGUAACACUGGGAUCCAGAUCUUCGCCUACGGUCUAAUGCUAGGAAUGGGUAGUGCGGUAGAAACGUUAUGUGGUCAAGCGUUUGGAGGUGGAAAAUACGAGAUGCUUGGCGUUUAUCUCCAAAGAUCCACCGUGUUGCUCACUCUCACCGGCGUUCUCCUAACGUUAAUCUACGUUUUCUCCAAACCCAUUUUGCUUUUCCUCGGAGAGUCACCGGAAAUAGCUUCCGCCGCAUCUAUCUUUGUCUACGGCCUAAUACCUCAAAUCUUUGCCUACGCCGUGAACUUCCCGAUCCAAAAGUUCCUACAGGCCCAAAGCAUCGUUGCUCCGAGUGCUUACAUCUCAACAGCCACUCUCUUUGUUCACCUUCUCUUAAGCUGGCUUGCUAUAUACAAGCUUGGCAUGGGGCUUCUUGGAGCGUCGCUCGUGCUCAGCCUCUCGUGGUGGAUUAUAGUGGUGGCUCAGUUUGUUUAUAUAGUGACGAGUGAACGGUGUCGUGAGACGUGGAGAGGGUUUAGUGUUCAGGCGUUCUCGGGGUUACCGAGUUUUUUUAAACUCUCCGCCGCCUCAGCCGUGAUGCUCUGCCUUGAGACUUGGUAUUUUCAGAUUCUCGUUCUCCUCGCCGGACUUCUCGAGAAUCCGGAGCUUGCUCUUGAUUCUCUAUCCAUUUGCAUGACGAUUUCAGGAUGGGUGUUCAUGAUAUCUGUUGGAUUUAAUGCUGCGAUAAGUGUAAGAGUGAGCAACGAACUUGGAGCGGGAAACCCUAAAUCAGCAUCGUUUUCGGUUAUCAUCGUCAACAUUUAUUCGUUAAUCACAUGUGUGAUCUUAGCUAUUGUGAUUCUGGCGUUCCGUGAUGUCUUGAGCUAUGCUUUCACCGAGGGUGAAGAAGUAUCUGCCGCAGUUUCUGAUCUUUGUCCGCUUCUUGCCUUAACGCUUGUCCUAAAUGGAAUCCAACCCGUCCUUUCCGGUGUGGCGGUUGGAUGCGGUUGGCAAACGUUUGUGGCGAAAGUUAACGUUGGAUGUUACUACAUUAUCGGAAUUCCUCUUGGGGCUCUCUUUGGGUUUUACUUUAAGUUCGAUGCCAAGGGUAUAUGGACGGGAAUGAUAUGUGGAACUCUUAUACAAACGGUUAUUUUAGCAUGGGUAACGUUUCGAACAGACUGGACAAAAGAAGUGGAAGAGGCUUCUAAAAGGUUGGACAAAUGGAGCAACAAGAAACUAGAAGUCGUUCCCGAAUGAAACGAUGGGAUUCAUCGUUUUAAAUUUAAAAACCGGUUCAAAUGCUCAAGUUAACCGGUGAGCUGGUACAAUAGGACAUGGAUAUUAUCGGCCUCUAUAAUUCGAUCUAAGCUUUCAUUAAUUUAUGUGCUUGCUUAAAACAAAUAACAAUUAGCUGAUGUAUCUUGUAUGUCAAACUAAAUUAUUAAUUACUUGAACAUUAUUG